AUGUACAAGAGUGCUCUCCCAUUACUAAAGGAUAAACAAUUUAUUGAGGGGUUUAGAAAAUAGAUUUUCCAAUUGGAAAGUGAAAUAUUUAGAGCAGCAGCAUCAAUUCCUAGGGAAAGAGAUGUUAGAAAAUAUAAAUCACAGGUGAUGUAUAUUCAUAGUGAAAUGAUAGCAGAAGAGACUGACUUACUUAAGCUAAAUGCUGCUUACCAUGAAUUGAUCAAACUCAAUUAAAAGUUGAAACUAUUUUGGUAUUACCCAGGUAGACCUCUUGCCAAAAAAAUGACUGAAAACGUUUCCUUCUAACAAUUUUCAAAUAUUCAAGAGCCUGUCUCUUAUUAAUAAACAAAAAGCUCACUUACACCUGCCCAACAGUAGCAAAAGCAAAAGCUUGAGCAGCAGUUUUCUGUAGUGACACCUCUAAUCAUUGUCUACAUCAAGCAGAUGUUCAUCAUGUUUUUCCUAAAGGUGACACUCUACUAGAUUGAGGAAAAUGGAAUGGGCAGAAAUGAAAAGACAAUCGCCUAUCUUUUCUUAGUGAUCUACUACAUUUUGUACUUUAACAGUCUCUACAAGUUUGGUAACUCAUUCUACAACAUCAUGAAGAACUCUCUUAUUGAUGAGACCGAUAUAAUGAUGCUUGAGCUCAUAGGUACAACUGUAUUUGGACUCCUGUACUUGCUCUAUGGAGUACUAUAUUGUACUACUUUCAAGAAUGAAGGAAAUACUUACUAUGGAGAGUGUUGCAUUGGUGUUGGAGUUUCUAUAUUCAUACAGUGCUUCCUGCUUAGAAAGUUUUACAUGGCUUAAUAGUCAAGACUAUAAGAUGAUAAAAAAACUAAUUGA
Molecule: messenger RNA, 846 nt
Organism: Stylonychia lemnae
Lineage: Eukaryota; Ciliophora; Spirotrichea; Sporadotrichida; Oxytrichidae
Source: the annotation of a GenBank genome assembly